Messenger RNA from Letharia lupina, 1386 nucleotides. RefSeq lists its product as uncharacterized. The record is from RefSeq and is a predicted model, not a curated record. The coding region runs from base 1 to 1386 and encodes 461 amino acids. Gene Ontology annotation, molecular function: glucan endo-1,3-alpha-glucosidase activity. NCBI's taxonomy places the organism in Eukaryota, Fungi, Ascomycota, Lecanoromycetes, Lecanorales, Parmeliaceae. The transcript has 9 exons.
AUGCGUCUCUCCAACGUUCUAUCAACCACGGCGGCAGUGCUACACCUGAUUGGGAAGGCGCAAGCCAAGGCAGUGUUCGCGCAUUACAUGGUCGGUACUGUGGAUAAAGACCAUGCGCAACAAGACAUCGACAACGCAAUAUCAGUAGGACUCGACGGAUUCGCCCUGAACAUCGGUGAUCCAACCGAGUCCUACGUCGGCGCGACACUUGAAUACUUGUACGACUAUGCGUCUGGCACAGGAUUCAAGCUCUUCGUCAGUAUGGAUGUGUCUGAAUCGGGUGCAGCAUGCAAUGCAGGGAGGUCCUGCUGCAAUGGGCCGAACGACUAUAGCAGCAUCUUUUCGCAAUUCCUAAGCAAUGAAGCAUCUUACCUAGGCCCCAACGGUUUGCCCAUGAUAUCGACCUACUCAUCUGGCGGCGUCGAACCCGAUGCCUGGCAUUCAUGGAAAGUGUCCCUUGACUUCCAAAUGUACUUCGUUCCUAUGUUUGAUGAUACGGAUGGCUACUACGACUCAACCUCUGGGUGGUGGUCCACUUGGGGCAACCUGGUCGAUGGAGUCUUCAGCUGGGAGGCGGCGUGGCCAACGGUGGCAGAUGGGAGUAGCACCGACGUCGGCAGCCUCUCUCCUGACAUGCCAGUCAUCAACAGCGCCUCGGCUAGUCAGAAGAGCUACAUGAUCGCUUUGAGCACUCUCCAGUACAAGGAUGCCGUAAGACAUGCCCGAAACAGAGACUGUGAAUUGCUGCUGACCGAUACGAAACAGUACGGUACCAACUUGUACCGCCCAGGCGGGCUCAAUCUACCCAUUCGCAUGAAUAACAUCCUUGGCAUUGCAUCACAGCUCGAUUUCGUCGAGAUCAUCACCUGGAAUGAUGGCCCCGAAAGUCACUACAUUGGAAACGUAUGGAGCGAAUCAUCCGAUUCAUCGGUCAUGUACUCCUCGCCGCAAGCCGCCUUUCCCCACGCUGCCUGGCAACCCCUCGUCACAUCAUUCAUCGAAGCCUACAAAGCCGGCGGCACCAUGGCUCCCCCGUCCGGCGCCACGGCCGUAGGAUCGAUGUGGUACAAAACGAUCCUGCAAGACGCCUCAUGCUCCGGGGCGACGCCACCCAGCGGCUGGUCCACGGGCACUGAUUCUCUCACCUGGGCGAUCGUCCUACCAUCCGGAUCAUCCGGGAUGAAAGCCUGCCUCACGAGCAACGGUUCUGUGAUCUCGACCGUGAGUGUGAAUCCGGGGCUGAAUUUCGGUUCGCCGACCGGAGUGCAAGCCGGGGCACAGAUGCUUCAAUUGUUGGACUCAGCGGGCAAUGUUGUCAUGACCGCGACAGGCGGUAGUUGGUCUGAGUGCGGACGGUGGCAGCGCAAGUUGCAGCAGUUGAACUAA